Molecule: messenger RNA, 5899 nt
Organism: Coffea arabica (coffee)
Lineage: Eukaryota; Viridiplantae; Streptophyta; Magnoliopsida; Gentianales; Rubiaceae
Source: RefSeq, a predicted model, not a curated record
UCGCGGCGGCCGUCCCGGAGCGCUGCCAUGACAACGUUCUCCAUGGAAGUCUUCGACACUGAGGUCGUUCCUUCGUCGCUUCAGUCCAUAGCUCCCAUUCUCCGAGUCGCUACAGAAAUCGAACAAGAACGCCCUCGCGUCGCCUAUCUCUGUCGGUUUUAUGCGUUUGAGAAGGCCCACAGAUUGGACCAGACGUCGAGUGGACGUGGUGUACGGCAGUUCAAGACACGUCUUCUUCAGCGAUUGGAGCGGGACAAUGCAUCGAGUCUUGCUUCCCGAGUCAAAAAGACAGAUGCGAGAGAAAUUGAGAGCUUUUACAAACAAUACUACGAGCAUUAUGUUUUGGCACUCAACAAGGGGGAGCAAGCUGAUAGGGCUCAGCUUGGCAAAGCUUACCAGACUGCUGGAGUUCUUUUUGAAGUGCUUUGUGCAGUUAACAAGACUGAAAAAGUUGAGGAAGUUUCUGCUGAGAUUAUGGCCGCAGCAAAUGAUGUCCAAGCCAAGAAGGAAAUCUACGCUCCUUAUAAUAUUCUUCCUCUGGAUUCUGCUGGGGCAUCUCAGUCCAUUAUGCAGCUUGAUGAGGUUAAAGCUGCUGUUUCUGCUCUCCGGAACACACGAAAUUUGAAUUGGCCGGCCACAUUCGAGCAGCAAAGACAGAAAAUUGGGGAGUUGGACCUUCUCGAUUGGCUGCGUGCCAUGUUCGGGUUUCAGAGGGACAAUGUUAGGAACCAGAGGGAACAUCUAAUUCUAUUGCUUGCUGAUAUUCACGCAAGGCUAGUUCCGAAGCCUGAGCCACUGAAUAAGCUUGACGAUCGUGCUGUUGAUGCACUCAUGAACAAGAUUUUCAAAAACUAUAAAACAUGGUGCAAAUACUUGGGAAGAAAACACAGCUUACGUCUCCCUCAAGGACAAGAGGAAGUGCAACAAAGGAAACUACUAUACAUGGGUCUCUAUCUUCUUAUAUGGGGUGAAGCUGCUAAUGUCCGGUUCAUGCCAGAGUGCCUAUGCUACAUAUUUCAUAAUAUGGCUUAUGAACUCCAUGGUCUUUUGGCUGGAAAUGUCAGCAUCGUCACAGGAGAAAACAUCAGGCCUUCUUAUGGUGGAGAUGACGAAUCUUUUCUGCGGAAGGUCAUAACACCUAUUUACCGAGUAAUUGAAAAGGAAGCCAAAAAGAGCAAAAAUGGAAAAGCCCCGCAUUCAGAUUGGUGCAAUUAUGAUGACCUCAACGAGUACUUCUGGUCUACUGAUUGCUUCUCUUUGGGUUGGCCUAUGAGAGAUGAUGGUGAUUUCUUUAAAUCAAUACGCACUGUGGGUCAGGGAAAACAUGCGUCUAGAAAGAAGCCAGGAAAAACAGGCAAAUCCUAUUUUGUUGAGACCAGAACAUUUUGGCAUAUAUUCAGAAGUUUUGACCGUCUCUGGACAUUCUAUAUACUUGCUCUUCAGGCCAUGGUUAUAAUAGCUUGGAGUGAUGUUUCUUUAAUUGACAUUUUCCAAAAGGAUAUCUUAUACAAGCUGUCCAGCAUUUUCAUGACAGCAGCCUUUUUGCGCUUCCUUCAGAGUAUUUUGGACCUUAUUUUGAACUUUCCCGGGUACCAUCGAUGGAAAUUCACAGAUGUAGCGAGGAACAUUCUCAAGAUAGUUAUCAGCCUUGCAUGGUCCAUUGUCCUUCCCCUGUGUUACCUCCACCAAAAUAAUAACUCUUUUUUACGUUUGGGAAAUAUGAAAGAUGUUUUAUCCUUCCUUGAUAAAAUGAAGGGUAUUCCUCCAUUAUAUCUCAUGGCUGUGGCUAUAUACCUUCUGCCUAAUUUGCUGGCAGCAGUUUUGUUUAUCUUUCCAAUGCUCCGGCGCUGGAUUGAGAACUCAGAUUGGCUUAUUAUAAGGUUUCUUCUGUGGUGGUCACAGCCAAGGAUCUACGUGGGAAGGGGAAUGCAUGAAAGUCAAUUUGCACUAAUAAAAUACACUCUCUUUUGGGUCAUACUUCUAUGUUUCAAAUUCGCAGUUAGCUACUUGAUCGAGAUAAAGCCUCUGAUAAAGCCGACAAAGGAUAUCAUGAAUAUACGCAGAGUGCAGUAUGCUUGGCAUGAAUUUUUUCCCUAUGCGAAGCACAACUAUGGAGCUGUAGCUGCACUUUGGGCACCAGUGCUAUUGGUUUAUUUUUUGGACACUCAGAUUUGGUAUGCAAUUUUCUCGACCCUGUGUGGUGGUGUUAUUGGGGCAUUUGAUCGUCUGGGAGAGAUCCGCACCCUAGGCAUGCUCCGGUCAAGGUUCCAGUCUUUGCCUGGUGCCUUCAACACAUACUUAGUGCCUUCUAAAGGAACCAAGAAAAGAGGCUUUUCUCUGUCAAAACAUUUCGAUGAGGUUACUGCAAGCAGGAGAAGUGAAGCUGCAAAAUUUGCUCAGUUAUGGAAUGAAGUAAUUUGUAGUUUUCGCGAAGAAGAUCUCAUAAGUGACAGGAAAAUGGAUCUGUUAUUAGUUCCUUAUUCCUCAGAUCCUAGUUUGAAGAUAAUUCAGUGGCCACCCUUUUUGCUUGCAAGCAAGAUCCCUAUUGCACUUGAUAUGGCAGCCCAAUUUCGAUCAAAGGAUGCUGACCUUUGGAAACGUAUCUGUGCUGAUGAAUACAUGAAAUGUGCUGUUAUAGAGUGCUAUGAAUCUUUCAAACUUGUUUUGAAUGCCCUGGUUGUUGGGGAAACUGAGAAAAGGGUAAUUGGAAUCAUCAUCAAAGAAGUUGAAAGUAGUAUUUCAAAAGGUACAUUCCUCUCAAACUUCAGAGCAGGUUCCCUUCCUCAACUUGUUAACAAAUUUGUGGAGCUUGUGGAGAUAUUGAAAGAUGCCGAUCCAUCUCAGGGAGGUUCUGUGGUCUUUAAACUACAGGACAUGUUAGAAGUGGUAACGCGGGACAUGAUGGUGAAUGAAGUCCGUGAGCUGGUAGAACUUGGUCAUACUAGCAAAGAUUCUGGAAGACAGCUAUUUGAAAAGUCAGCUAUAGCCUACCCUCCUGUAGUUACAGCACAAUGGGAAGAACAGAUUAGUCGUCUUUAUCUCCUCCUUACUGUGAAAGAAUCUGCUAUUGAUGUGCCAACUAACCUUGAAGCACGUAGAAGGAUUUCAUUUUUUGCAAAUUCAUUGUUCAUGGACAUGCCACGGGCACCUCGAGUUCGUAAAAUGCUCUCAUUCAGUGUCAUGACUCCCUACUACAGUGAGGAGACUAUCUUCUCAAAGACUGACCUAGAAAUGGAAAAUGAAGAUGGUGUUUCAAUCAUAUACUAUCUCCAAAAGAUUUAUCCAGAUGAAUGGAAUAAUUUUCUGGAACGUCUCAACUGUAAUGAGUAUGAAGUUUGGGAAAAUGAGGAGAACAUACUGCAGCUGCGUUACUGGGCCUCCUUAAGGGGACAGACUUUAAGCAGAACGGUUAGAGGAAUGAUGUACUAUAGAAGGGCACUGAAGCUUCAGGCAUAUCUUGACAUGGCUUCAGAAAGUGAGAUACUCAAAGGGUAUAGAGCAGUUACAAUGCCAUCAGAAGAAGAUAAGAAAAGCCAAAGAUCUAUGUAUACCCAAAUAGAGGCUAUAGCUGACAUGAAAUUUACAUAUGUUGCAACCUGUCAGAACUAUGGAAACCAGAAGAGAAGUGGGGAUCGUCGUGCGACUGAUAUUUUGAAUUUGAUGGUCAACAAUCCAUCUCUUCGUGUUGCAUUCAUUGAUGAAGUUGAAGAAAGGGAAGGUGGAAAAGUGCAGAAAGUUUAUUACUCUGUAUUGGUAAAAGCGGUCGAUAAUCUUGAUCAGGAAAUCUAUCGCAUAAAACUACCUGGUGCAGUAAAGUUGGGAGAAGGAAAGCCAGAAAAUCAGAACCAUGCUAUCAUUUUUACUAGAGGGGAAGCUCUGCAGACAAUUGAUAUGAACCAGGACAACUAUUUGGAAGAAGCUUUUAAAAUGCGUAACUUACUUGAGGAAUUUAAUGAGGAUCAUGGGGUGCGCCCACCGACAAUUCUUGGUGUUCGCGAGCAUAUCUUCACUGGAAGUGUUUCGUCCUUGGCUUGGUUUAUGUCAAAUCAAGAAACAAGCUUUGUCACUAUUGGUCAAAGAGUUCUUGCGAGGCCCUUGAAGGUUCGAUUCCAUUAUGGACAUCCUGAUGUGUUUGAUAGAAUUUUUCACGUUACCCGUGGUGGUAUCAGUAAAGCUUCAACGGGCAUCAAUCUCAGUGAGGACAUAUUUGCCGGUUUCAAUUCUACGUUACGACGCGGGAACAUCACUCACCAUGAGUAUAUCCAAGUUGGGAAGGGUCGAGAUGUUGGUCUCAACCAAAUCUCGCUUUUUGAGGCAAAGGUGGCAUGUGGUAACGGGGAGCAGUCACUUAGCAGGGACAUAUACAGACUGGGGCAUCGUUUUGACUUUUUCCGUAUGCUGUCGUGCUUUUACACAACCACUGGAUUCUAUGCCGGCUCCAUGAUGGUGGUCCUUACUGUUUAUGCUUUCUUAUAUGGAAAGCUCUAUCUUUCGCUCAGUGGAUUGGAGCAGUCCAUAAUUAAAUUUUCAAGAUCCAGGAGAGAUAACGCUUUGAGGACUGCAAUGGCUUCACAAUCUAUUGUUCAGAUUGGGUUUUUGACGAUGUUGCCGAUGGUUAUGGAGAUCGGUCUAGAGAGAGGGUUUAGAACUGCAGCUGGUGACGUAAUAAUCAUGCAGCUCCAGCUCGCACCUGUUUUCUUUACCUUUUCUCUUGGGACGAAGGUUCAUUAUUUUGGGCGUACCAUUAUACAUGGAGGGGCUAAAUACAGAGCUACUGGUCGUGGCUUUGUCGUAAGACAUGAGAAGUUCGCAGAAAAUUACCGGAUGUACUCAAGAAGCCAUUUCACGAAAGCACUGGAGAUUAUGGUUUUGCUCAUAGUUUAUGAAAUGUAUGGAUCAGCGGCUACGGAAUCUGUUGCUUUCCUUUUUCUAACAUUUUCAAUGUGGUUUCUUGUGGUCUCGUGGUUGUUUGCUCCUUUCCUUUUCAAUCCAUCGGGAUUUGAGUGGCAGAAGAUAGUGGAAGACUGGGAUGAUUGGAUGAAGUGGAUAGGUAACCGUGGAGGUAUUGGUGUUCCAGCAAACAAAAGUUGGGAGUCCUGGUGGGAUGAGGAGCAAGAGCACCUGCAACAUACAGGUUUCUUAGGGAGAUUCUGGGAAAUUUUCCUUUCCUUGCGCUUCUUCCUCUACCAGUAUGGUAUUGUUUAUCAUCUACAUGUGGCAAAUAAUGAGAAAAGUAUCAUGGUUUAUGGACUGUCUUGGCUGGUCAUUGUUGCGGUGAUGAUUAUUCUGAAGAUAGUGUCAAUGGGAAGGAAGAAGUUCAGUGCAGAUUUCCAGUUGAUGUUUAGACUUCUGAAGAUGUUCCUGUUUAUUGGGUUUCUGGUGACCAUUGGCAUAAUGUUCACUUUCCUCAGUCUUACGGUUGGAGACAUUUUUUCCAGCUUAUUGGCUUUCUUACCAACAGGAUGGGCUCUACUUCAGAUAGCACAAGCAUGCAGACCUAUUGUGAAGGGCAUAGGGAUGUGGGGUUCAGCCAAAGCUCUAGCAAGAGGGUAUGAAUACCUCAUGGGGCUGGUGAUCUUUACACCGAUUGCCGUUCUAGCCUGGUUCCCGUUUGUCUCAGAAUUCCAAACCAGACUGCUCUUCAAUCAAGCCUUCAGCAGAGGACUUCAAAUUCAGCGUAUUCUUGCUGGUGGAAAGAAGCACAAAUGAGCAAAAGAUUUUUAAUAUGAUCAUACUACUACCGAUUUUGUAGGACAUUUGCCAGGAGGAUAUGACACCGGCCCUGAAGGCGAAGCUUCAUUUAAUUAGCAGAGAUUUUUGAAGGCACAGGGAUCAAUAAAUCAUGUAUAUUCUCAUUUCCUCUAUGAUCCCUGAUUCAAUCAAUCAUGUAUAUUCUCAU